GGGGGCGGGACUUUGGCGACUUCUGGUUUUGGUAUUGGAGCUGUCGCUGCCAGCUGCGGUGAUGGCGGGGAGGGGGAAACUAAUCGCAGUGAUUGGAGAUGAAGACACAGUCACUGGUUUUCUCCUGGGCGGCAUAGGGGAGCUUAACAAGAAUCGGCACCCUAAUUUUCUGGUGGUAGAGAAGGAUACAACCAUCAAUGAGAUCGAAGACACCUUCCGGCAAUUUCUAAACCGGGAUGACAUCGGCAUCAUCCUUAUCAACCAGUACAUCGCAGAGAUGGUUCGACAUGCCCUUGAUGCCCACCAGCGCUCCAUUCCAGCGGUCCUAGAGAUCCCAUCCAAGGAGCACCCCUAUGACGCUGCCAAGGACUCCAUCCUGCGCAGGGCCAAGGGAAUGUUCACUGCCGAAGACCUGCGCUAGGCCACCCUGGCCCUGCAGCUCCCCAUACCAUGGCCAGGCCUCUCCCAGCCCCUCCCCUUCCCCUGCACUGCUGGAUGGGUGAUGCUUCUAGACCACCGGGGCUCUGCUGUUAAAAUCAGCCUACUUAGGGACAGGAUGUCCAACCAUCUUCUCCUCUACCUCUUCCCUGUGCUGUUACUCAGUGACACUGUCGAUGUUAAAUUAAAGUGAUAUUCUUGGUUCUCUCCAAA
This is a messenger RNA of Cavia porcellus (domestic guinea pig), 651 nucleotides long. RefSeq names its product ATPase H+ transporting V1 subunit F (gene Atp6v1f). The record is from RefSeq and is a predicted model, not a curated record. Gene Ontology annotation, cellular component: proton-transporting V-type ATPase, V1 domain; membrane. NCBI's taxonomy places the organism in Eukaryota, Metazoa, Chordata, Mammalia, Rodentia, Caviidae. Gene Ontology annotation, molecular function: proton-transporting ATPase activity, rotational mechanism. The transcript is spliced from 2 exons. Gene Ontology annotation, biological process: proton transmembrane transport. The coding region runs from base 62 to 421 and encodes 119 amino acids.